Molecule: messenger RNA, 1554 nt
Organism: Rosa rugosa (rugosa rose)
Lineage: Eukaryota; Viridiplantae; Streptophyta; Magnoliopsida; Rosales; Rosaceae
Product: isocitrate dehydrogenase [NADP]
Exons: 16
Coding region: 111-1346 (411 amino acids)
Biological process (GO): isocitrate metabolic process
Cellular component (GO): mitochondrion
Molecular function (GO): NAD binding; magnesium ion binding; isocitrate dehydrogenase (NADP+) activity
Source: RefSeq, a predicted model, not a curated record
AAUACCAAAUACAUCAUCGCUGAGCUCUGCCCGAUUCACUAGUCAAAACCACUGAGCGACUCUCUAUCCCUUAGAAAAGAGUCGCCGAUCCAAAACCUAAUCAAACCACAAUGGCGUUCGAGAAGAUCAAGGUCGCUAACCCCAUCGUCGAGAUGGACGGAGAUGAGAUGACUCGAAUUUUCUGGAAAUCAAUCAAGGAUAAGCUUAUUCUCCCCUUUUUGGAUUUGGACAUUAAGUACUUUGACCUUGGUCUUCCUCACCGUGACGCCACUGAUGAUAAAGUUACCGUUGAAAGUGCAGAGGCUACUCUUAAGUACAAUGUAGCAAUCAAAUGCGCGACUAUCACACCAGAUGAAGCUCGCAUGAAGGAGUUUACCUUGAAGCAAAUGUGGAGGAGUCCCAAUGGGACUAUUAGGAAUAUUUUGAAUGGUACUGUUUUCAGAGAACCGAUUCUUUGCAAGAACAUUCCUCGCCUAAUCCCAGGUUGGACGAAGCCAAUAUGCAUUGGAAGACAUGCUUUCGGUGAUCAAUAUCGAGCAACUGAUACAGUUAUCAAAGGACCUGGAAAACUGAAAUUGCUGUUUGUUCCAGAAGGAAAGGAUGAGAAGACUGAACUGGAAGUGUACAACUUUACAGGGGAAGGCGGAGUAGCAAUUGCCAUGUACAACACCGAUGAGUCAAUCCGUGCUUUUGCAGAAGCUUCUAUGAACACAGCUUAUGAGAAAAAGUGGCCUCUUUAUCUUAGCACAAAAAACACUAUUCUUAAGAAGUAUGAUGGAAGAUUCAAGGACAUAUUUCAAGAAGUUUAUGAAGCUCAUUGGAAAUCCAAGUAUGAAGCUGCUGGCAUAUGGUAUGAACAUCGUCUCAUUGAUGAUAUGGUGGCUUAUGCACUUAAAAGUGAAGGUGGUUAUGUUUGGGCAUGCAAGAAUUAUGAUGGAGAUGUGCAAAGUGAUUUCUUAGCUCAAGGUUUUGGAUCUCUUGGAUUGAUGACAUCAGUACUGGUGUGCCCAGAUGGAAAGACCAUAGAAGCUGAAGCUGCUCAUGGUACAGUUACUCGGCAUUAUAGAGUUCACCAGAAAGGUGGUGAAACCAGUACAAACAGCAUAGCUUCAAUUUUUGCUUGGACAAGAGGGCUUGCACACAGGGCAAAGUUGGAUGACAAUGCUAAAUUGUUGGAUUUCACUCAGAAGCUGGAAGAAGCUUGUAUUGGAACUGUGGAAUCUGGGAAAAUGACCAAGGAUCUUGCACUAAUUCUUCAUGGACCUAAGCUUGCUAGGAACCACUACUUGAACACGGAGGAGUUCAUUGAUGCCGUGGCUGCAGAACUGAAAGCAAAGCUUUCUUGAAAGCCUAGUUGGUCGGGCAACUGUGCCGUUUGUUCCUUUUCUCAUUCGGAAAGAAAUAAUGGAGAGGGUGGGUAGAAAUGGUGGCAGAAUAUUUUCCUUCUACUGUUAUGUUAGAGAUGUUGGCUCAUCCAAUUUCCAAGUGUAUUAGUUUCUUAUGUACUCUGGUUUCUGUACUUUUAUUGAGUUCCAUGUUCUUCCCUCUUCCUCA